Molecule: messenger RNA, 2050 nt
Organism: Annulohypoxylon truncatum
Lineage: Eukaryota; Fungi; Ascomycota; Sordariomycetes; Xylariales; Hypoxylaceae
Product: acyl-CoA N-acyltransferase
Exons: 1
Coding region: 258-1463 (401 amino acids)
Biological process (GO): mitotic sister chromatid cohesion
Cellular component (GO): NatA complex
Molecular function (GO): acyltransferase activity, transferring groups other than amino-acyl groups
Source: RefSeq, a predicted model, not a curated record
AGGCAGUUAAACCACCUUAAUAAUCAAAUGCUUGGGUCCACUUCCCCUUUGAAUGCAGCCAAUCAACAGCUGUGUUUUUACCGGGGAUAACGGGGCUACACGCGUUUAACGUCGGGCUUUGAUAGAUUACUACGAUAGGAAACAUCUGAUGAGGAUCCAUGAAUUUCGCUGGGACCCUCCAUUUUUUGGCACAAUAUCCCUUCGUAAAACUUACCUAGGGUAUUAUAUAAUAUCCUUUCCUAGGUAAACAAACCAACAUGUCUUUACCUACCACGAACUCCAACGGGCAAUCUUCUAUCCGGAAUUUCUUCCAGCCCAAAUCGCCAACCUACGCUCCGCCCCCCGCCCUGUCACGUACACAAGCUACUACUGCUGCUCCGCCGGCGCCACCACCACUAGCCGCUCGUCCGCCCCCAAUACCCGGACAAGAUGGACCGAAAGCACCACCAUCGCCGGCAGCCAACGCCAACACGCCGCCACAAAGGCCACCAUCCCUCCACCCACAAGCGACCAUAGCCCCGAUCCUGCCCGAGUACAUCCCCGCGCUCCGGCGAAUAACCUCCCUCCUGCUUCCCGUCAACUACCCCGACUCCUUCUACCAGCGUCUCUCCGACCCCCUCUCAUCCGGCGCCUUCAGCCGCGUGCUGCUCUGGUCAGACCCAGCCGACCCCAACGGCACGCCCAAAGUAAUCGGCGGACUCGUCUGCCGGCCCGAACCCUCGCCCUUCGCGCCCUCAUCCGCGCCCGCGAAGCCGAACGCGCUGUACAUCCAAUCGCUAGUCCUGCUCUCGCCCUACCGCUCCCUAGGCCUCGCGGCGGCGCUGCUGGACGAGAUAGCGGCGCUGGCGGCCGCGAGCCCGUUCGCGUGCGAGGAGGUGUACGCGCACGUGUGGACGGACAACGAGGACGGGCUGCGGUGGUACCUGGCGCGGGGGUUCGGCAAGCACGGCGAGGUCCGGGGUUACUAUUUCAAGUUGCAGCCCGACAGCGCGUGGAUUGUGCGGCGGCAGAUCACUUCCACCUCCAACCCUUCCCCUAGCUCCAGCAUCCCCAACUCCAUCGCCGCAACAAUCCCGCCGAGCGCCACAGCAGCAGCCGCCAAUCUCCUCGCUCCCAAACCCCAACCCCCUCGCCCUACACCCCCGAUCCUCGCAACCACAGCAACCACCCUCAGCACCCUCUCCCCACCCCUCGCACCACCCCCACCACGCAGCUCCGGCCCCUCGCCGAACCGCUCGGGGCCCAGCACGCCCGGCACGGGGACGGGGAUAUCGUACCAGAACGCGCGGCCGGAGACGGAGUGGAACGACCUGCCGGCGGACAUGCACUUAGGCAGCAGUAACGGCGGAAAUGGGAAUGGUACCAGCGCGCCGGGGAGCAGCGCCGCGAGCUCGCGCAGCAGUUCGGCUGCGCCUAGGAAGAAGCGCGACCGGGCUUAUCCGGCGGCUGCUUUUGGGAAGUGAGGGUGGGCAAGUGUGCGUGGGUAGGCUUGAGCUUGAGCGGUUGGGUGAGGGAAGAGGGUAGAGUAGUGAUGGUGGUGGUGGGGGAAGUCGGUGGAGGGGGAGUAGAGCAGAGCAGAGCUGUGACUAGAUUUGGACAACGAGGGGAGAGAUGGAGAAACGGAGAGUAAAGGCUGUAAAUGCCCAUUGAGAAAGAGACCGAAGAAACGAAUCACGAGUUUGACAAACGAGGGUAAAACGAGACAAGGCAAGGCAGGGAAGUCAAUAUUCUAUUUGAACGUAGAUAUCUAUAAUCUGGAGUAGAUCGUGGCCGAGGCUGUUCGCAACAAUAGGGGGAGCGGGCCGUGCCGUUCAAGUUCCAAAGAAAAAAAAGAAAAGAAAUGGGUGGGGAUAGAAAGUGGUUUAGAGACCAUAAUUAUAUACUACUCCUAAGUGAAUAGAUGCGUAGUCUUAAUACAUCAUUAAUUCAACCAGAACGGUAUUUGGCCCGUAAGCUGUAAACAUGGUAGAUUUGCCGUUUACCAUUUUAUUGCAAGUGAUUUAGCGAUGAUAAUUCCCAAAUUUGCCCUGCUGUACAGGUCAGAGUUAUG